UCAUUCCUGGUGAAGGAUCUCUGGACCAGAGUCCACUGGCUCCAGCUCAGCUGGGUAUAGUGUCAGUUCAGAAUCAUUCUGGUCAGACUGUAGACUUGAACUGCAGAUGUGUAAAAACAGACUUUGAGAACUUAGAGCCAAUCUCAAAUGGCCAUGUCUUUAGGCCUCCAGAGGACCCGUGCUCUAUCCUCAAUUUGGACUCCACUCCUAUCUUCACUGUCUCUGCAAAUGUUCCUGAUUCGAGCCGAAGAGUCCUGGAUCUCCCACGCAUUGUGAGGCACAAACCAAGCUCCAUCACCUUCUCACAACAUACCUGUCCCUCAGGAGCCAAUGGCCACGCUCAUGUCAAUGAGACCUCUGACGAUGGAGCGACUUCACCUGAAGGGGAGGAGGAUGAUGAUCAUGAUGAUGGUGAUGAUGAUGAUGAUGAUGAUGAUGAUGAUGAUGAUGACGACGACGAAGACAAUGAUGUGUUUCUAGAGCUGCUUCAGAACAGAGAGCUCGUUGCCAAUCACAGACAAAGGAGCCCAGGCAAAGACAAACAGAAGAGGAGAGGCGCUGCGAGUGCCCGAGCAGAAAUCGAUCACACGGCCAGAAACUGUGGUCAUGAAGCAGAGGGAGAAAGCAGAAGUAAAGAGGAGUCUCUGCAGGUCAAGUCACCCUGGUCGGAGUCGAUGAGCCAGCUGAUGAGGAAACUAGACCAGCUUAAUCUAGACAUAGAGGAGGCUUUGAGUGCAAACUCUUCUCCCUCAGACACACCCUGCACAACCCGCAAAAAACAGUGGGGUGCUGUUUCAAAGUCCACGUUAAACCAAUCCCUAAACGACAAAGUUCUCCAAAGACCAGACAGAGAGGAAUGUCCGAGCCAGGACGGGUCUUCUGCUCCUCGCAGCACCACAGUGGGAACAAGAGCAACAACCAAGAAGAUGAUGUUCAAUAACAUGACCAACGCAGCAGGGGCAGAAAUUGAAGCGAAAGAGGCGUGUGACUGGCUGCGGGCAGCAGGAUUUCCCCAGUAUGCUCAGCUCUUUGAAGAUUCCCAGUUCCCCAUUGACAUUACUCCUGUGAAAAGAGAUCAUGACUUUCUGGACAAAGAUCUCGUGGAACCCCUGUGCAGGCGACUCAACACCUUGAACAAGUGUGCCUCUAUGAAACUUGAUGUCACCCUUCCGAAGAAGAAAAGUGAAGACUCCGAUGAAGAAGACUUGUUUGCUAUCAGUGACAAAUGGACCUUUGAGUGGAGUAGCAGGCGUUGGUCCAGGUUACAGGACAUUGAGUGUCUGCUGGGAAACCACAGCGAGGGUCAGCCCUCCAGGGACAACGUGCCUCUGAGAAUCACUACCAGCAGCGAGAGUGUUCUGACGGACCUCAGCGAGCCAGAGGUCUCUUCUUUACAUAGUGAGAGCAGUGGAGGCAGCGGUCUAAGGGGCCUCAGUACAGAGGACUCUGACUGCUCUAACCGCACCUGCUCGGAUUCUGCAGCAACGCCAGACUGUACUUCUCUCACAAUGCCUCAGCCCAAAGAAAUUGCUCACUACUGUUCACUACCGGAUAAGCAUGGCAAGGCUAGCCGCAUCCGUGCCAAAGACUUCCUGAAGCGCAUGGAGACACUGCGCUCCCGAGGAACUCUGGGAAGGGUUCAUAAAACGUUGGUCAUCAGUUCUCCAGUGCUGCAGCAGGAGGCCCAGGCACUGAAGACCCUGCGGUGCGUUGAGAUCAUAAAUGGAGAUGGUGGGGCUCCAGAAACACCGUCCAACAAAGUUCUGCCGUCCCAUUCCAGUAGUGAGGGUAGCAGCCAUUCUAGUGGCAGCGCUGUCAGCACACCCAGCCUGAAAGAGCGUAAAGCUCACCGGGCAGACUACAAACGCAGCGGCAUGUAUUUGGAGGAUGUAGACAUCUUCUCAGGCACCCAAGUAAAUAAAGUUGCAGAACAAAACCGCAGGAAUGAAUUCUGCUCCUAUGAAGACCUGGUGGUCCACAUUCCCAAAGACCACAAGCCAGGAACCUUCCCCAAAGCACUGUCCAUAGAGAGCUUGUCCCCAACAAAUGGGGCCUCUAUCAACUGGCACACAGGCAGCAUAGACCUGGUCUCCCCACGGAUUUCAUGCAGGAAGGAAUCCAGGCCUGUUACCCAGUGCUGCUCCAGAGGCAGUCGCAUCAGUGUGUACGACAAUGUUCCUGGCUCGCAUCUGUAUGCCAGCACUGGAGACCUGAUAGACCUGGAGAAAGAGGACCUGUUCCCUCACCUAGAUGAUAUCUUGCUGCAUGUCAAUGGUCUACAGCAGAUAGUGGACCACUGGUCUAAGAAUGUGUUGCCUGUUGGAGAAGGGCAAGCGCAGGUGGAUGGCGGGAGGGAAGAUCCAGUAGGCCUCCAGUCCUCUAGUCAGAUCACAUUGGACUUUGAGGGAAAUUCUCUCACAGAAAGCCAGACCACACCUAGUUAUGGGGACAGAGACAGAGUGUCACUUGCUGAGACCGAAUCAACAAGGUUCAGGGAAAGGAGGGACUCAGGAGUAGGUGCUUCACUCACAAGACCUAAUCGGUUACGAUGGCCCAGCUUUCAGAUAUCUAAUCGCUUAAGUCACUCAGUGGCAUCGCUGCAGAUUACCAACCAGUCAGCAGGCCAGCUGAGUUUGUUACAGAAGUUUUCUCUGCUGCGUCUUACUGCAAUCAUGGAGAAGUACUCCAUGUCCAACAAGCAUGGCUGGACUUGGUCUGUGCCAAAGUUUAUGAAGAGAAUGAAGGUACCGGACUAUAAGGAUAAGAAUGUGUUCGGGGUGCCUCUUAUAGUGCAUGUGCAGCGUUCUGGACAACCGUUGCCCCUCGGCCUGCAGCAGGCCCUGCGGUAUCUGAGGAGCGAGUGUCUUGACCAGGUGGGUCUCUUUCGUAAAUCAGGAGUGAAGUCUCGAAUUCAGGCUCUUAGGCAGAUAAAUGAGAGUUCUCCAGACAAUGUGAACUAUGAGGAUCAGUCUGCCUAUGAUGUAGCUGACAUGGUGAAGCAGUUCUUCAGGGAUCUACCUGAGCCUCUGCUCACCAGCAAGCUGGGCGAGACCUUCCUCCAUAUCUACCAAUAUGUGCCAAAGGAACAAAGGUUGCAAGCUGUCCAGGCAGCCAUCAUGUUGAUGUCAGAUGAAAACCGAGAAGUGCUGCAGACACUGCUCUGUUUCCUCAGUGAUGUCACUUCUUCUGUGGAGGAGAACCAGAUGACACCCAUGAACAUUGCUGUGUGCCUGGCCCCUUCCCUCUUUCAUCUUAACAUACUCAAGAAAGACAAUCUCUCUCCAAGGGCCAUGCAGAGGAAGUACGCCACUGGCAGACCAGACCAGAAAGAUCUGAAUGAAAACUUAGCAGCAACACAGGGCCUCGCUCAUAUGAUCGUAGAGUGCAACCGUCUCUUUGAGAUCCCUCAUGAGAUGGUUACUCAGUCGCGUAAUUCAUACGUGGAGGCUGACUUGCAUGCGCCAACAAUUGACGAGCUGUGCAAGCAGCUGGAAGAUGAUGAUGGAACAUACCAAACUCUUAUGGAGGGUAGACUUCAAAAUCUGCUUAAAGAGUCCCGGGAAAAGUCCAAAUACUGGGUGUCCUGCAGUAGCUCAGACAACACAGAGCUCUACUAUAAGAAGGUGGGAGAUGGGAACCCUUUGAGACGUUGGCGAGUGUCUGUGGAGGUGGAAGCACCACCAUCUGUAGUGUUGAACCGUGUGCUGCGAGAGCGCCACCUGUGGGAUGUGGACCUGCUGCAGUGGAAAGUGUGUGAGACACUGGACAAGCAGACAGAAGUGUUUCAGUAUGUGCUCAAUCGAAUGCCUCCUCAUCCCAGCAGGGACUUUGUAGUUCUCAGGUCAUGGAGGACAGACUUGCCCAAAGGUGCCUGCUCCCUGGUUUCUGUGUCUAUAGAGCAUGAGGAUUGUCCUCCAGUUGGAGGGGUACGAGCUAUAGUCCUGGAGUCCAACUAUCUGCUAGAGCCCUGUGGCUCAGGAAAAUCCAGACUAACUCACAUCUGCAGAGUGGACCUGAAGGGAAGGACUCCAGAUUGGUACAACAAAGCGUUUGGUCACCUUUGUGCUGCAGAAGCUGCCCGGAUCCGCAACUCUUUUCAGCCACUAAUCACAGAUGGCCCAGAGACUAAAAUCUAAAACUCUUUGCCAGUUGUGUCUGCUCAGCCUUGAGAUCAAGAUUGAGCCUUUGAGUCAUUGCUAACAGGCAGACACAAAUCAUAGACAAUACCCCUGAACUAAAGCACAGUUCAUCCUGUUUUUCUUUGCAGAGCAGAAAUGCUCUGAAAAUAAUUUUGAGCUCCUCUGUACUUGCACAAUGACAAAAGAGGACAUCUUAUAGGUGCUAAGCAUAAUUACUCAAUGGGAAAUUAAUCAUCCUGCCAAUGUCCUUAUAUUAGGAUUUUAUUUACAUUGAUGUUGCUAAAUUUGUAUUUCAUGAUAACUAUUAACUUUAAUAAUAUUGUAUUACUGUUGCUUUAAUCUACAAUGUCUAAGACAUUCAAGCUCUUAAACGCUUCUGGGAAGCAUGUAUAUGUUAUUCAUUUCAGAUUUAAAGCUAUAAUUAUUAUGAUGUAGACUUAAGUGUCUGUAUAUACUUUAUGUAUGUGUGUGUGUGUGUGUGUGUGUGUGUGUGAAUAUACUGUACAUGCAAACAAAAUGUAUAUAUUCUAUAUAUGUGAAGGGAUAAAUAGUACAUAUGUAAUAUGUAUGUAAUAUCCUAUAUAUUGAUUAUUUCACUGCGUCAACCUUCCUGUAAUACACAUGGUACAAAAUUGUAAGCUGGUUUUACUUUGCUUCAGUAUUGCCAUUUUGGAAUGGGUGUAAUUUUAUUCAACUUUGACCUCCUGUGGUUGUAAAAAAGAAUGACAUAAGGUUUGACUUGAUCAUACCUGCUCAAGGGUACUGGAUUGUGCAGCCAAGUACAAGAGACAUCAUUUUUUAAUAAAACUAUCAAAAUUAUAAAA
Molecule: messenger RNA, 4963 nt
Organism: Micropterus dolomieu (smallmouth bass)
Lineage: Eukaryota; Metazoa; Chordata; Actinopteri; Centrarchiformes; Centrarchidae
Gene: stard13b
Product: StAR-related lipid transfer (START) domain containing 13b
Exons: 17
Coding region: 675-4136 (1153 amino acids)
Biological process (GO): actin cytoskeleton organization; signal transduction; regulation of Rho protein signal transduction
Molecular function (GO): protein binding; lipid binding; GTPase activator activity
Source: RefSeq, a predicted model, not a curated record